GAAUUAGCUCUCCCUCCUAUGAUGGGAUACUCAGGUUUUCUGCCAUCUGGGUGUUUGUUAGAAUCUUUGAUUCAUGUAUCCAACGAAAUAGCUUCAAUGGAAAAGCUUCCUUUUAUACAGGUUAGGAACAUUUCGACAAUGAUAAGGAGGAUCAAACUUCUUUCAUCUUUGUUUGAAGAACUUAAAGAAAUAAACACCCCACUUCCUCCUUCUUCAGUCUUGUGUCUCACUGAGCUUUUCUCAGUGAUUCGGAGAGUUAAAGUUUUGAUUGAAGGGUGCAAACAUGGUAGCUCUCUCUGGGGGCUCAUUCAAACAGAGUUCAUUUCCAAUCAAUUUUUUGUCAUAGUGAAGGAGAUUGCAAGGGCACUCGAUAUUUUACCUUUGAGUUUGCUUAACAUAACAACAGAUAUCAGAGAACAAGUUGAGCUUCUCCACAGGCAAGCCAAAAGGGUGGAAUUGUUUGUCGAUUGCAGGGAGCUUCAAAGAAGGGAUGAGCUAGUCAAAGUAAUGGCUUCUAACAAUGAAAAGAACAGGAAAAACCAAAGUUUUAUUGACAUUGAAACGGUGAAAGAAGUUCUGAGCAGCAUUGGUUUGAGAAGUUCAUUGGAUUAUGAGGAAGAAAUAUCAAAACUGGAGGCAGAAGCACAGAAACAGGCAGGUACAGGAGGACUAAUUGUAGUUUCCAAUAUAAACAAUCUCAUAUCCCUUGUUUCAUAUUCCAAAUCCUUGAUUUUUUCUAGUCUACAAAGUGAGAAGACCAAAGAAGACAUCAAGCAUCAGCCUUAUGCUUAUAUAAAUAGAAACCUUGAUCAGUCUUCAUUUUCUCAAUCAAUGUUCUCUAAUAUUCCUGAUGAAUUUCGUUGCCCCAUUUCACUUGACCUGAUGAAAGAUCCAGUAAUUGUAGCAUCUGGGCACACUUAUGAUCGAAAUUCCAUAGCUCAAUGGAUCAACACAGGACAUCAUACUUGUCCAAAAAGUGGUCAGAGGUUAAUUCAUAUGGCUCUCAUACCAAACUAUGCACUCAAGAGUCUAGUGCACCAAUGGUGCCAAGACAACAAUAUCCCAUUUACAGACUGUUCAUCAUCAAAUACUUCGGAGAUGGAUAGAAGUAACAGCAAGAAAAAAGCAUGUGAGAAAGCUAUUGAUCACAUUUCUGCAACAAAAGUGGCAACAGAUGCUGUCAAAAUGACAGCUGAGUUUUUAGUGGGGAAGUUAGCAAUGGGUUCUCCUGAUGUUCAAAGCCAGGCAGCUUAUGAGAUGAGGUUGCUUGCGAAAACUGGCGCGGAUAAUCGCAGGAUAAUUGCGGAAGCAGGAGCUAUACCAUUUCUUGUGACAUCGCUAAGUUCCAGUGAUCCAAGAAUCCAGGAAAAUGCCGUCACUGCCUUACUCAAUCUUUCCAUUCUUGAUAACAAUAAGGUCUUAAUAUUGGCAGCUGGAGCUAUAGACAACGUAGUGGAAGUUUUGGAAUCAGGAAAAACCAUGGAGGCAAGGGAAAAUGCAGCAGCAGCAAUUUUUAGCCUGUCAAUGAUGGAUGACUUCAAGGUAGCAAUCGGAGCUCAUCCUAGAGCAAUUCCUGCCCUGGUUGGGCUCCUGAGAGAGGGAACAACAGUUGGAAAAAGGGAUGCUGCAAUCGCGAUAUUCAACCUUGCACUUUAUAAUGCUAACAAAGCAAGCAUUAUAAUUGCUGGGGUAGUUCCUUUGCUUAUUGAGUUGUUGAUGGAUGACAAGGCUGGCAUAACAGAUGAUGCCUUGGGAGUGCUGGCUCUACUUUUGAGUUGUCCUGAAGGGCUUGAAGCUAUAAAGAAGAGUAGAGUUUUGGUGCCUCUUCUUAUUGAUCUUUUGAGAUUUGGAUCAGCCAAAGGGAAAGAGAACUCAAUAAAACUUUUGCUGGGGUUGUGCAAAGAUGGAGGAGAGGAAGUUGCCAGACGCCUGUUAUUUAAUCCACGAAGUAUUCCUUCCCUUCGAAGCUUGGCUGCUGAUGGUUCUUUGCAAGCUCGAAGAAAAGCUGAUGCACUGCUUAGAUUACUCAACAGGUGCUGCUCCCAAUCUCGCAAUCCUGUCGGCUAAAAUGUCAGCAACUUCUAAGAGUGUAAAUUUGUGGAUUUCAACCAACAAAAGAGUGAAGAGCGUCUUACUGUAAAUGAAUCUCAAAGCUACAGCUUUAUUUAACCGAUUCAUCUGCUUGAAAUCAGCAUGAUUUUGCUUAUUUGGAAAUGUAGAUCUAUCAUCUUGAGAACAUAUGUCAUCCCACAGCAUAUAAUUUCAAGAAAAUUUUGACCAUGAUUCAAACAACUCUGAUUUCAAUAAUUUCAAAAACCAUUUUACAUGCAAAACACCCAGUCUUCAGAAGGAUAUAACAGUAGCCAAGCAAGAUAUAAUUGAACU
Molecule: messenger RNA, 2385 nt
Organism: Durio zibethinus
Lineage: Eukaryota; Viridiplantae; Streptophyta; Magnoliopsida; Malvales; Malvaceae
Source: RefSeq, a predicted model, not a curated record